CAUCCAUCUCUUGGUGUCCCAACCGUGGCAGCAUAAAUACUCAUUGAUUCGUUUACAUCGCUCUAAACAUAUCAUGAUCCAAAGAUUUGAGUCCGAAGGCAUGAGGAGCCCCCUACAGCCUUCGGCCUGAUCCUUGGUGGCGUAGGAAGAAAGCAUCACAGGAACAACUUGAACUCCGAGUCGACCGCUCAUCAAUCUUCGAAGCUUCAUCGACAGAGGACUACCAAUGGCGCUCCCACUCGACUUUUGGCCCACUUCACAAGUCGUGGCGAGCAUACUCGCGUUUAUCGCAUCGCUCGCUGGAUUAUCAGCCAGUUCUAUUCAUACUCGGUGUUUGGUUCGAAGACAGCACGUUUUUAUCCUCGAGGUUCCGUUUUGUAAUAGGGACGGGGGCUUUUCAGGCGAUGAGAAAAUCAAGCCCUUUUCAUCUGCACCACUUUCGAGUGACCAUGAACUCAUGGACUCAGCCAUGGAUGUGAAGUGCUUGUUGUACUAUUGCAAAAUAGACGUCAUCGACCUAGGGCAAAACGUAGGGCCGUUAUCUAUCGAGGUUCUACAAUGCAAUGAAUGCUUUCAUGUUGCUCUCACUAGAUUAGCGAUCUCAACCUAGACAAGUUCCGAUGUCCUGGAUUUAAAGAAGCGAACGGCAUUGGUGACGCUUGUGCCAGGCGCACAGCCAGUCGUUGGCGAUACCGUGGCAGAAAUGUGCGGCCCUUAAAGCUUGGAAGCGUACG
Messenger RNA from Desarmillaria tabescens, 734 nucleotides. RefSeq lists its product as uncharacterized. Bases 227 to 610 code for a protein of 127 amino acids. The record is from RefSeq and is a predicted model, not a curated record. NCBI's taxonomy places the organism in Eukaryota, Fungi, Basidiomycota, Agaricomycetes, Agaricales, Physalacriaceae. The transcript has 2 exons.